CCUCGCAUAUUUCAUUCGUGUUCGAUUGCUCAAACUGGCAACUUGACAUAGGAGAACAAACUUUCCUUUCGGUUUAUUAGUUCGCGUUUUGAAAGUAGAUAAUUUGGUGAUUGAGAGUCAAAAGUGUGUAAAAUUAGAGAGAAAUGGCAUCGUUUCACUAUAUGAUAAUGAUAGUUGCAUGUGCAACCGUUUUCGCAAUGAUGUUUCAUCAAGGUGAAGCAAUAAAAUGCUUUGUAUGUAAUAGUCAUAAUGAUACAAGAUGCGCCGAGAAGCCACCACCUGAAGACCUUAAUGUAGAUUGCAGUACAACAAAAGGAGGAUCAAAAUAUACUUUCUGUCGGAAGAUUAUUCAAAUUAUUGAAUUUUCAGUCAACAACUUGCCACCUGAUACAAGAACAAUUCGCGGUUGUGGAUGGGAAGAGGGAAAUUAUAAAAACAAAUGUUACCAACGUUCAGGCUUUGGUGGUCGUCAAGAAGUCUGUGCUUGCGAUAAAGAUGGAUGCAACGGUGCAGCAACAGUCAAAGCCACAUUUGGUGUUCUAUUAGCAGCAGUUGUCGUGUUUUUCGCUCGCGCUUAAGGAUUUUUCAACUUAUUCGAUCUUCAAGGUUUCUUUGUUCUCUAUCGCUCGGUUUCUUAGCAGUUCAUUUUAAGUUAGAAACUAUUUUCACACAUAUGAAAUCGAGAAAAUCGUAGAAAUAUUGCUCAAAAGCCAUGAAAUGUAAGAAUUGAAAAAUUAUGAAUCGUAUAGCAAAUAUUUAAUGAAAAUCAUAAGUUCUACCUACUUAGAGCUUUAAUUAACGAAUAGUUUUAUCUCGUAAGCAUGGAGAAGCUAAUUGAAUGAAUAUGAAUGACUUCACAACAUGAAGGAAUAUAAAUAUUUCUGUUAAUUGGUACAUUAAGAUGACGUAUGCCUAAAUCUGUUAAAUAAUAAAAUCUUUGUGUUGACGAUAAUUGAAGGAUGUAGUCGACGAUUAGGCCAAAUAAAUAGUAGCUGUUAGUCAAUUCUUUUGAACAUUUGAAUCUGUGUCCACAAUACACUUGACCAUAACUAAAUACCUAUUUUACUGUAAUUGCCUAUCCUUCUAUACCUACUUUACAAUUACACAAAUUUACAAACUACAAAAAUAUCUAAAUGAAAGAAACAAACUGAUGUUUUGAAUUGUUUAUUCCUCUUGAGAUUUUUUCACAAUGCAGCUGUUGUUGUUACCAGAAUAAAAAAAACUUUGAAUAAAAUUCAUUUCGAAAAAGAAGAAAAGA
Molecule: messenger RNA, 1258 nt
Organism: Clunio marinus
Lineage: Eukaryota; Metazoa; Arthropoda; Insecta; Diptera; Chironomidae
Source: the annotation of a GenBank genome assembly